Molecule: messenger RNA, 3193 nt
Organism: Carassius carassius (crucian carp)
Lineage: Eukaryota; Metazoa; Chordata; Actinopteri; Cypriniformes; Cyprinidae
Product: extended synaptotagmin-2-like
Exons: 24
Coding region: 253-2871 (872 amino acids)
Biological process (GO): lipid transport
Molecular function (GO): lipid binding
Source: RefSeq, a predicted model, not a curated record
CAGCAGCAAGAGCAGGUCAGACGGGACACGAGCAGAGGCUCUUGUUAAGUUAUACACAGCUAGAUCAAAUCAAAGCGAGCCACUAUCCGCAUCAAAAUGGACUGGUGUACGGGCAAACUAACGUGAAAACAUCCUAGGGUCCACUGGAUGAUCUGAAGUGUUUAAUCUCGAAGCUUUUGCAUUGAAGCACAAUGUAUACGUUUGACAGCCGUGCGUAACAUUUCGCCCGGUCUGACUGUGACAGAGGACAUAAUGACGGCUGUGCGCGGAAAUCUUUCUCAAACAGCAGGUGCCUCGGGACAAAAGGACAGCGGGCAAACUGAACCCGUAAGCGGGGAGAUCCCUUUCUCGUCGCCCGCGGAGCUGAGCCAGGACCCCGCGUCCUGCACCGGGGAACUGACGCGCACGUGGCUGCAGUUCGCCAAGACCUUCGUCAUUAUCUUCCCCAUAUAUGUCUUGGGGUAUUUUGAGUUCAGUUUCAGUUGGCUCUUAAUCGCACUCUCGAUAUUUUUCUUUUGGAAGAGAAACACGAGGUGUAAGAACACUAGGCUGAAUAGAGCACUUUCUUUUUUGGAAGAAGAGGACACGGUUAAACAGGAGCUGGAGGCAACUGAGUUACCCUCAUGGGUUCAUUAUCCAGAUGUGGAGCGAGUUGAGUGGCUAAAUAAGACAGUGAAACAGAUGUGGCCUUACGUGUGUCAGUUUGUGGAGAAGCUGUUUAAAGAAACAAUCGAGCCAUCGAUCAAAGAAGCCAGUGCCCACCUCAGUACGUUCAGCUUCACCAAGAUUGAUCUUGGAGAUCAGCCUCUCAGAAUCAAUGGGGUCAAAGUUUACUCUGAGAACGUGGACAGACGGCAGAUCAUCAUGGAUCUUCAGAUCAGCUAUGUUGGAAAUACUGAAAUCGAUGUGGAUGUCAAAAGGUACUACUGUAGAGCAGGGAUCAAAAGUAUACAGUUACAUGGAGUUCUGCGGGUGAUUCUUGAGCCACUUUUGGGGAAUAUGCCGCUGGUUGGUGCUCUUUCCCUCUUCUUCCUAAAGAAGCCACUUUUGGACAUAAACUGGACAGGCCUCACUAAUAUAUUGGACAUUCCAGGGCUUAAUGGCUUUUCAGACCACAUGAUCCAGGAUAUUAUCAGCACUUACAUGGUGUUGCCUAACAGGAUCACUGUACCACUAAUAGGUGAGGUUGAACUGGCACAGCUCCGUUUCCCCAUGCCAAAGGGAGUUCUAAGGAUUCAUUUUCUUGAAGCUCAGAAUCUGGAAGUUAAGGACACCUAUCUCGGCGGGCUGAUCAAAGGCAAGUCUGACCCCUAUGGCAUGCUGCUGGUCAGCAACCAGCUCUUUAGAAGCAAGACCAUCAAAGAAUGUCUGCACCCAAAAUGGAAUGAGGUGUAUGAGGCACUAGUAUAUGAACAUUCCGGACAACAUCUGGAAAUUGAGCUCUUUGAUGAAGACCCAGAUAAAGAUGACUUCUUGGGCAGUCUAAUGAUCGACUUGAGUGAGCUUCAUAAAGAACAGAAAGUUGACGAGUGGUUUGACUUGGAAGAAGUUACUACAGGCAAACUUCAUCUCAGAUUAGAGUGGCUGUCAUUGUACCCGAGUGCUGAGAAACUAGAUCAAGUAUUAUGGAGCAUAAGGGCCAAUGACAAUCUUUCCUCAACUCUGCUAGUUGUUUACCUGGACUCUGCCAGUAAUUUGCCGACCAAUUCUCUUGACUUUAACCCUGAUGGCCCCAAUCCCCCUUAUAAAGGCCCGAAGCAGUCUGGGAAGAAAGUGAGCAUAGAUCCAAAUCCUUUUGUCAAACUGACUGUAGGACAAAAGAUGUACACCAGCAAGGUAAGAUAUAAAACCAGCGAGCCGCUAUGGGAAGAGGCUUUUCACUUCCUUAUCAAGAACCCACACACAGAGGAACUGGAAAUUGAGGUGAAGGAUAGUAAGCACAAGUGCUCUUUGGGUAGUAUGCGGGUGGCACUUGGUUCUCUCCUGAAGGAGGUGGAUAUGACGCUGAAUCAGCAGUUCCCCCUGCAGAACUCUGGCCCCAACAGCACCAUCAAACUCAAAAUGGCUCUCAGGGUCCUUGGUUUAGAGAAGGAGGUCACAUGCAGCCAGCCGUCGUCUGUCCGAGUCAGACACACUAGUCAAAAUAGCACUUGCAUGUCUCCACAACCUCAAGCAGCUACUAGCACCAGCAACUCCACAGUCAUCCAGCCGUCACACAACCCGUCUUGUACCCUUGCACCAGACACCCCUCAAGGGAAAAGAGGAUUGGAUGGCUCCCCGGUGCGGAUAGCAGAGGCAGGCCACAGCGUCUCCAGUCUGGAGAUAAGCAGCUUGCAGAAGCAUCAGUCUCACAGAGACUCUAUGCCUAGUCUGGCCUCUGACAUCUCGCUGCCCUCUGCCACUCUGGAACUGCAGCACAGGUUACAGCAGCCACAGAACGGGUCUGGGCUGAGCCAGUAUCUGCUCGGUGAAGUCCAGCUCACUAUCCGACACAGCUCACAAAGGAAUAAACUUAUUGUAGUGGUUCAUGCCUGCAGAAACCUCACAGCACUGACUAAAGAUGGUUUAGACCCAUACAUCCGCCUAUACCUGUUACCAGACAAGAGCCACAGUGGCCGCAGAAAAACCAGCACUCUCAAGAAGACGCUCAAUCCUACCUAUGACCAGUUCUUUGAGUUCAGCGUGUCAAUAGUGGAACUGCACAGGAGGACAUUGGAUGUUGCUGUCAAGAAUGGAGGAGGACUGUUGUCUAAACACAAAGUACUACUGGGCAAGGCAGUUGUGGACUUGGCAAGUGAAGACAUUUCUAAAGGAUGGACUCGAUGGUAUCAUCUGACUGAGGAUGGAUCGAAGAAGAUAAUUCAGACGUAGUGGUUCAUGCUAGACAGCAGAAAUGAAUGGAACAGCAGAUAACUGGGACAUGUCAUGGCAUGCACAGGAUUGAAGCUUUAGUAGCAGAAGAGCAGCGCUGGACUAUCUAAACCAGGCUAAUUCUGCUGGGAUUUACACUGGCCUACAAAGUGUCUCUCUCAUUCUCAUCAAAGCUAAAAUUGCCACCUGGUCCGCUUACUCUCUCUUUCUCAAAGGAUUCAAUCUAAUUGUCUUUUUUGUUUUGUCUGCUUGUUUUUGUUUAAUUCAUCUUAUUGGUUUUUGGACAAAUAAUUUCACUUUUUUUUACCCGAUAAAAAUAGUU